AGGUUUCCUUUGCCUGAUCUGUAAACAUGUCCACAGACCUGCUAUGGUGUGAGGACUGCGGUAAAAGCCUGAUAGGAGAAUGCAAGCUCCAUGGACCACUCAUCAGGGCUAAAGAUAGGGUUAUUCCUAGCCGAGCCCGUCUUACCCUACCUCAUUACCUCACUUUGCGAGUGUUGGAGCUACGAGCUGGAAACCAGCAGAUCCUUGGAGUAUUUGCAAAGAGAGUAAUACAGAAGAGAACACAGUUUGGUCCUUAUGUUGGUCAACUGUCUACAAAACUGACCCGCUAUGAUGAGAGCAGGCUAGUCCUGCAGGUAUUGAAAGAUGGAGGAAAGUACUUUCUGGACACUCCCGAUGAGGACUGUGGAAACUGGAUGAUGUUUGUCCGGUUAGCCCGGAACCAAGAAGAACAGACUCUUGUGGCUUAUCAGCACUGCGGAGAAGUCUACUUCACGACUGUUAAGCCAAUUGAACCCCACACAGAAUUAAAAGUAUGGUAUGCUGCCGAUUAUGCCAAAUUUAUGGAAGCUUCUGCAGUCUUUAUUAAAGAAGAAUCUGAUGUGUGCCCUUUGCCUGCAGUAACAACAAAAGAGCCCGUAGACUCUUGGAUAUGCUCCAGCUGUAGAAACGCUUUUGCAACUUUUGCCCUGCUGGAAUCUCACCAGUGCAUCAAUAAAGACCGAGUCCUUACCACCAGGUUCAGACCACCAAAUAAAUUGGGACCUGUAAAAGCAAAAAGCAAACUCAAAGGGAAACUGAGAGGAGCAGCGUUAGGCAAAAGCAUUGCACAGUGCUAUGGGACCUUUUCCUGCUCCUCUGCUGCGAAGCUUAGCUGUGCCAGCUCAGGAAGCACUUGUGAUGCUCUUGUGAGGUUUAUACCUAAAUGGAGAAAUGGCCGGUCUUCACUGUUGAAGGGAAGAGAAGUGAAGCAGCCAGACAAUUUCCCUUGCCGACUCUGUGGGAAGAUAUUUGAUUCCAUUGAAAAGCUCACAGUCCACACGUACGCRCACAAAGGGGAGCGCCCCUACAAGUGUUCGCAGCACGGAUGCACAAAGGCCUUCAUUUCCAAAUAUAAACUGCUCAGACACUCAGCCACUCAUUCUCCCCAGAAAUCUCACCAAUGUGGCUAUUGUGAAAAGACCUUUCACAGGAAAGACCAUCUGAAGAAUCACCUUCAAACUCAUGACCCUAACAAGAUGGCCUUCAAGUGUGAAGAGUGUGGCAAGAAGUACAACACCAAGCUAGGCUAUAAGAGACACUUGGCUCUUCAUGCAGCCACUAGUGGGGACCUUACCUGUAGGGUUUGUGCCCAAGAGUUUGGGGGUACCGAAGUUUUGCUGGAGCACCUCAAAAGUCAUGCAGGCAAGCCAACCGGCAAUCUCAAGGAAAAGAAACACAAGUGUGACCACUGUGAACGUCACUUCUAUACCCGCAAGGAUGUGCGGCGACACAUGGUAGUUCACACGGGCUGCAAGGACUUCCUGUGCCAGUUUUGCGCCCAGCGGUUUGGGCGGAAGGACCACUUGACUCGCCAUACUAGGAAGACUCAUCCACAGGAGCUGCUGAAGAGCAGGUUGCAGAAUGGUGACUCACUGGGUCUCCUCGACCAGCUUCUUCCGUUCAGACUGAAGGAAGAUGCCAGCCUCCUGUCCUCUUUUCCUGACAGGGUGCCUAUGCAGAAUGGAGUUCUGAACAGCUCAGAGCCAGAGGACUACAGCUGCUCCCAUCUUCACUCACAGCCAACCCUACAACCUGCUCUUCCCCUUGAACCUUCUCCUCAUUUACAGAGGAUGGGCUGUAUAGACAACCUUCCAGCUGUCCAUCCCACACCAUGCCCGACAACCAUUCCUGCCAACCUGAACCUUCAUCAGCCUAAUAAAUAUGACCUUACUUCUACCUCAUUUGCAGCAGGAUCCCUCAAGAACCUCCCGAUCAAAGUGGAUGUUAAAGGUUACAAUGUGCAUCUUCUUGAGGACCUGCCGUUAUCAGAACCUCAGUCGCUUCACAAAAUCAAUCUGGAAGAAGCAUCCUCAGGGCCUGCAAGUGAUACUAUUAAGUACCCAGUACACAAGGAGACAGAGACUGUAGCUGAAACUACCAGCAUGCCUUUCAUGGAUCUCACUCAUAUAAUGAGUUUCUGGCAGCUCCCACCGUGCGACAACCAGAGCACUACUGGGGACAUCGCAAUGGCAUUUGGUCAAGAAGAACCAACGCACAGGCUGAAUGGCCUUGGCCAGCAGCAAUGUCCACAGCCAGCUACUGGUGGCAUGGCCUUAAACCAGCUGCAUCAUGUUCCUCGCUCCUUUCCAUCCACUACAAAUUCUGUAACUUUGCCUCAUUUUCACCAUGCCUUCAAAUAACUAUUGGCUUUUUUUAGGGGGGAGGGGGUAGGUUGUUUGUUUGUUUGGGUUUUUUAGAUUAUGCUUCUUACUUAAAUGUGUUAGGAAGAUUUUCUAGGGGGUUGUUUUUGUGAGUGUGUGGGUUUUUGUUUUUUUUUUUUAAUGAAAAAAGCUAUCUCAGAUGUUUUCAAAGUGCAUUACAAUGAGGAUAGAUCAAUUCAGAGUAAUAAACAAGAAACUCUAUUCUCAUGCUACUAUUAGCUUUUAGCAUAUGGCAAUAGUAAGAUUAACAUAUUUCCCUCAAUGCUCUCCAUGUUUUUGUUUCUUAAUACAUGUCUUCAGUAGAAAUUCAAAGCAUUCAUAACAGGCAAGGUAAAAUUAUGGCUGCUGUGGUAGGCAAGAAAGGGUUGAGGUGAAUAAGAAGUGCGGCUGGGGGGAGAAAUCACAGGAGAACAUAGCUUUAAUGAGCCAUAAAUCACUGUAAAUGUAUACAAGUAACAAAUUGUUAAUAUGAAUGAUUUAUGAACAUCACAUAGCUUUCAAUGUAAAGCACGUAAUUACUCAACUUUAUGAUUUUUUAAUUUAAAUCAAAAUCAUUCCAAGAGGAAAUUUUAUCUCCUUAUUUCUCACUUAUAAAAURAGGAAAAUCACGUUUGUGAUUAUGUUUAACUAGAUUUCAUUUUCUGAAAUGCACUACAGCUGUGUGCAUCUCCUGCAUUAUUCCGAGGGCUGGAGAAAAACUACCCUUGCUACCUGAUUAUAGAAGAAGAGAUCUCUAGUAUUCAUGGUGUUUUCAGAAGGGGAAGUGAAUAGUCUCAAAGGCUACAACAAAACAUCAUUUCCAUUCAGAACUCGCUUUGGUGAGGUAUUAGACCCUGGUCUUACUCUAGCAGAGCACUUAAGCAGUUACUUAAAUUUAGACCUGUGUUGGCUCAACGUCUUGCUUGAUUUAACACCCAAUAAAAAUAGUACUUCCUAACCAAGGGGCCUUUAGUCACC
Nothoprocta perdicaria is the source of this 3338-nucleotide messenger RNA. It is a transcript of the gene PLAGL1, whose product is annotated as PLAG1 like zinc finger 1. The record is from RefSeq and is a predicted model, not a curated record. Gene Ontology annotation, molecular function: protein binding. The coding region runs from base 27 to 2360 and encodes 777 amino acids. Gene Ontology annotation, cellular component: nucleus. The transcript has 7 exons. Lineage: Eukaryota; Metazoa; Chordata; Aves; Tinamiformes; Tinamidae.